Messenger RNA from Staurois parvus, 427 nucleotides. The record is from the annotation of a GenBank genome assembly. NCBI's taxonomy places the organism in Eukaryota, Metazoa, Chordata, Amphibia, Anura, Ranidae.
GAGCAGACUGGAAGGUGGCAUGCUGGCAGAGAUGCAGGAGCAGACUGGCAGGUGGCACGCUAGCAGAAGUGCUGGAGCAGACUGGCAGGUGGCAUGCUGGCAGAGAUGCAGGAGCAGACUGGCAGGUGGCACGCUAGCAGAAGUGCAGGAGUAGACUGGCAGGUGGCACACUGGCAGAGGUGCAGGAGCAGACUGGCAGGUGGCAUGCUGGCAGAGGUGCAGGAGCAGACUGGCAGGUGGCAUGCUGGCAGAGGUGCAGGAGCAGACUGGCAGGUGGCAUGCUGGCAGAGGUGCAGGAGCAGACUGGCAGGUGGCAUGCUGGCAGAGAUGCAGGAGCAGACUGGCAGGUGGCAUGCUGGCAGAGAUGCAGGAGCAGACUGGCAGGUGGCACGCUAGCAGAAGUGCAGGAGCAGACUGGCAGGUGGCA